Messenger RNA from Bicyclus anynana (squinting bush brown), 984 nucleotides. RefSeq names its product high choriolytic enzyme 1-like. Gene Ontology annotation, molecular function: metalloendopeptidase activity; zinc ion binding. The coding region runs from base 1 to 984 and encodes 327 amino acids. The transcript is spliced from 6 exons. The record is from RefSeq and is a predicted model, not a curated record. Lineage: Eukaryota; Metazoa; Arthropoda; Insecta; Lepidoptera; Nymphalidae. Gene Ontology annotation, biological process: proteolysis.
AUGAUGAGGGUGAUAGUGUUGCUCUCCCUCAUAGGGUACUCGGUCUGCAGUCCCCCUGUGUCUAAGAGUAGGGAGGAGAUUGAAGCUUUCCGUGAUGCAUUGGAAAAGAGUAGGAUUGAUGAUGGAGUUCUGCUAGAAUCUCGUAUUCUAGCGAACCCCAAAGCCUAUAACUGGGAGAAUAGCGGCAAGUUCGAAGGUGACAUUCUCCUGGAUGACGACCAGAUCGACACCCUGGUGUCGGAAUAUGCCGGGGUUGAUAGCAGCAGCAGAACCGCCCUUGUCGUCGCCAACACAAGAUGGCCCGGAAAUGUCAUGAUCUACGAAUUUGGCGUGAAUGAAUUCACUAACGCGGAGCGGGACCGGAUAUUAAAUGCAAUGGCCUGGGUGGAACAUUUCUCGUGUGUGAGAUUCCGUCGCCGUACGAACGAACGAAACUUCGUAAGGAUUACUGGCCGAGCAACUGGAUGCUACGCACACGUAGGGUUUUCAAGCACUCGGGGAGUUCACACUCUGAACUUGGCCCGUCAAGGAUGUCUGUGGCAUGCCAUCAUCUUGCACGAAUUGCUACAUAACCUCGGAUUCUACCACAUGCAUUCCGCCUACGAGAGAUACAACUACGUACGCAUCAACUGGGCUAACAUUCAACAAGGAUAUGCAUUUGCCUUUAACCGCAUGGCACGCAAUCGUGUUAGUCUUCUUAGCCUUCCGUACGAAUAUGGAAGCAACAUGCACUACAGCACCCACGCGUUUAGCGCUAAUGGAAGACCUACUAUUACGGCGACGAGGAGUUUCCAAGGAGUGAUGGGCAAUGAUCAUUCCGUCACCCACUGGGACUGGCUGAGGCUUCGCAGACACUACAACUGCCCUGGAGCGUGGAAUGAGAGAGACAUCCAGGAGUUAAAGGAAGAGGUGGAGCGCACACGACCAUUGAUGAUCGAUACACCUCUGCCAAUUGAAGAUAUUAAUGAUGAGACCACUUUGUAA